AGAAGAAUGCUAUAUCGUGGAAGACAGCUGCCAUAAUCAAUAUCAAAGGAAGUGUUUCUGAGCAGUAAGACAGAAGGAAGAGGCAAAAGAGAAAGAAGGCGACUUCACAGAUGCUAUCUGCCAUAAAACACUAAGAACUGCAAUAAACAUAAGUGGGUAAAAAAGGAUAUAACAAAAGAGAGGAGUAGUUUUUAACUACUACUAACACCAUGGAGUUCUCGGAGUUACCUAGUGAUGCGGAAAGAAUAAUUCAGUGUGUGGAUGAUCUGAAGAAAAAGCUCCUCUCUGUGGAGGCGCAGCGAAUCUCACGCAUAUGGGAAAACUGCAUCAGUCAAAUUGAGAUUGUGGCAACUCUGCCCACCGACCUCCACACCGUUUCAAGUGACAUGGAUAAAGAGCUGAUCAAAAACCUUAAAAAGCAUCAACUAGCGUGUGAACGACUGGAGAGAGGGACACAAGAGGGUCUCGAGCAGGAGUCAGGGGGAGAAGCGACAAAGGCAAGGCCCCAUCUUGAUAAAGACAUCCAGAGUUCUGUCCGGGAUGUGCUCCGGUUUCUCCGCUCACAUCCAGAUGCCAUUUUUGGUUUGAGGGCAAUACUAAGUAUGGAAGCGGGAGAGAGUGAGAACAAACUAAUUAGAGAGCUUAAGGGGUUUCACAGCCAUAUGCUCAACAAAUUACUCACCAGUCCAUUUGAGGAGUCACAGUCCACCCUCCAGAAUAUGGCAAUUACACCUCUGCAGCAAGUCCUCCAUGAUCUGGAGCACACGUCUUCACAGGAAGCAGAAGUAGCCAAAACCAUCCAGCAAAUACAUAUCAAGAUUAUUCAGAAAACUGCUGAGGUUGAAAAUUUGCGGCAACAAUUUUCAAUGUUAUCAAUCACAGAUGAGAAGUAUCAGCGACCUCAUCGCGCGUCAGAGGAAAAGGCAAGUAUGCAAGAGAAAAUCGAUCAUCUCAAGAUUCAGCUCAACAUUUUAAAGCAGGAGAACACAGCGGCAUUGGUAAUACUCCACAAGGAAGAUGAGAAAGUGGAGAAAAUACUUGACUUGCGCCAAACAUUUGAUAACGACGUAGAAGAAAAGGAGGUGACCUUGCAGCAGGAGAAAAUACGUUGUAAAAAGGUGGUGGUGGAGGAGUUGGGGAUGCAAGGCACUUUGCAGCAACAAUUGGUGUCACAACUCAAAGAGAAGAAGGAUCAGCUACAAAGCACUUCAUUGGAGAAACGGGCACGUAUACAACAGAGAAUUGAUCAACUGAAGAUUCAGGUAGACGAUCUAACGAAGGAGAACACAAAAGGUGAGUUCGCGCUGCAACGGAAAAAUGACGAAGAGGAGAAAAUAAAAACAAACCUGCGCCAAACUUUCGACAAAGAGCAUGAAAUAAAACAGGACAAACUGGAGAUGGAAGAACUUGAUAAUGAAGAAGAGCUGAACAAGUUGAGGAAGCUAGAAAACGCCUUUUCUGUCAUAGAGGGGGAGUACAACCAGAUCGAGGAGAGGCUGGCGGAGGAGCAGAGGCGGAAGGAACUGCUGGUGAUACAGAUCAAAGCUGUUAUUAUUGCCCAAGCUUGGUGGAGAGGCUACAAAACUCGCAAGGCCUUAAGGGAAAAGGUCGAAAGUGAAGCCCUUGCCGAAGUAAAGGGCAAAAAGAAGAAAGGUGGAAAGAAGGGCGGCAAAAAAGGCAAAUCCAAAAAGAAAAAAUAAACCAGUGAAUAGUUUCAUCAUCCUUGUUCUACACCCACACACAGUCUCAACGUAGGCCACCUUUACACCUGGCUUUAAAAUGCAUUUCCUGUUUGGGUGAUCGGAUUUGAUGUGGACACCGGAGACGCAUGUUAAUACCAGGUGUAAAUGUAAGUUCCAUUCGAUUGCUAUCUGAUCACAGAAAACACGUUCUAAUGUCAGGUAGAGUCUACAUGAAGCAAAUAUCUCUGUACCUCAUUGUAUUUAUUUUUCACCUUUAUGUAUUUUUCCUCAUAUAGUGAAAUAAAGAUGUAUUAGUGGUAUACAUUUUCUUGGAGUCUAAGCAUAUGGUCACUCCCCAAAAUGCUUUUCAUUUCCCUGGUACGUCGAUUGUUAACCCCAACACUCAUUUGGUGAAGCUGUUGUCACCCUAAAGGAUUUAUUUAAUGUUGGAUGACAUAUAACAUCUCCUGGCUAAGAAAUGCAGGACCUAUAAGGGUACUAAAAAUCCACGUUAAUUGAUAGUCUGUGUCUCCUGUAAAUGUUUUAUCAUCUUACAACUGUUUAUUGUGAGAUUUCACCAAUUAUGGUGAAAUUCUUUUCAUUUGACAGAAAUUGAAGCUAAAAAUAUCUCUUGAUUAAUUACACCACUAUCCACAGGCUUCAAACUUGGCAGGUGACUUACUAAGGGCACUGGUGUGUGCAGUGACGACCUUGGUGGACAAUUUGGACAAGAAGCGUGAAAGAUACUGGUAGAAAUGCAACAGAUAUAUUGCCAAAUGAGUGAAGUGAAUAAUUACUCUAUAUUCCCCUUUGUUUGCGUGACCAUAAAUAAUCUACUGUAUGUUUUUUCUCUUGCUUUUCAUUUAAGCUGUGAA
Messenger RNA from Solea solea (common sole), 2557 nucleotides. RefSeq lists its product as uncharacterized. NCBI's taxonomy places the organism in Eukaryota, Metazoa, Chordata, Actinopteri, Pleuronectiformes, Soleidae. The transcript has a single exon. The record is from RefSeq and is a predicted model, not a curated record. Bases 210 to 1700 code for a protein of 496 amino acids. Gene Ontology annotation, molecular function: protein binding.